AUGGCUUCGGAUUCAAUAAAAACAAGAGCUGCAGAUGUGUAUAAGAAACCAUUGAAAUAUGAACGACAAUAUGUGGAAAAUUUCAUCAUCGUUUGGCUCGACCUCGUAUGUGAAACAAAUAAUGAUGUAACGAAAACGAUUAAAGAAAAAUUACAAGUAAUUACUAAUGAUGUUGAAAUAUUCGAUGACUCCAACGCAUGUAUUGAUUAUAUUACUAAUUUGAAAAACGAACAUGUUCUAUUCGUUGUUCCCAACUCUAUUAAUCAAUGCAUUCUGACAAUCGUUCAAGAUCUCUGUGCUGUCUCAGCUUUAUAUAUUUUAUGCUCAUCAGAAGCGACUAAUAAUGAAAAAUGGUCGGAGCCUAUUCGAAAAUUAAAUGGUUUAUUCAAUAAUAUAAAUGAAUUGAUCAAACAAAUUCAAUCUGAUAUUCGUCGAUUUGAGCAUGAACUUAUUGGAUCAGAAAAUAUUGAUACAUCAAAUAUUUCUUUUCCAUCCUUAAGAAAUUUUAAUAAACAAGAAUGUUCGUUUAUGUAUUCUCAAUUAUUAAAAGAUAUUUUCUUAAAAUUUCAAGAUAACAGUACAUCAGAAUUGGUUGAAUACUGUCGAACAAUUUAUGCAGACAAUCCUUUUCAACUUGCUAUGAUUAAUGAAUUCGAAUGUGAUUACCAAGAAAAUAAGGCUAUUUGGUGGUAUACAAGAGACUCCUUUCUGUAUAAGAUGAUCAACAAAGCUCUUCGCAUUCAACAUGUUGAAACAUUGUACAAUAUGCGCACAUUUAUUCGUCAUCUUCAUCAGCAACUCAUUCAACUUUCUCCAAUAAAUGAUAAGACUCGGUCAAUAUCAAUACUACAUCUAUAUCGAGGUCAAAGAAUGUCAAUCGGAGAAUUUGAAAAAUUAAAGAAUAAUGAAGGUGGACUCCUUUCAGUAUCUAAUUUCUUGUCAACUAGUGUAAGUCUGGAAGUGGCACUCGUUUAUGCUGGUGAAUCUGAUAAUGAAACAAUAGCUACGGUUUUCGAGCUUAGACUCAAUCUGGAUGAUAAAACAAAUAGUUCAUUUGCUUGUAUAGAACAAUUUAGUCAAUUCGGAGAAGACGAACACGAAUGGCUUUUUUCAAUGGGUACCGUUUUUCGAAUUGGGGAUAUUGAAUUACUCAAUAACAUUUGGCAUAUACAUUUAACCCUUACUAACGAUCAAGAUGAGACUAUAGAAAAGUUAACUAUACACAUGAGCAGAAUUAUACAAAUACAACGUCCCAAUCCAGUAGUACCUCUCUGUCGAUUAUUUGCACGAAUGGGCAAAUACCAUAAAGCAAUUGAAUUAUGUCAAAAGAACGUGAAAUCAAUAAAUGAAUGGGAAAUGGAAGCAACACUAAAUGAUACUCUUGCUUUAAUGCAUGCUGAUGAAGAAGACGAGGAUUUAGCACUACAUUACCAUCAGCAGGCACUGGAUAUCGUUGCCGAACAUGUUGACACGAAUGAUCCACUGCUUGCUUCUUAUCAUAACAACGUAGCAAUAAGCUGCAGUGUAGUGGGCCAAGAUGAACGAGCAAUUGAACACUAUCAAAUGGCUAUCAAUCUUGAAUUAAAAGCACCGCAGCCAGAUUAUACAAACAUUGCGUAUUCUUACGAUAGCAUGGGAUGCAUUCUGCAUUAUUGUUUUGAAAAAUACGAUGAAGCAAUUAAUUGUUACGAGCGUGCUCUUCAGCUUAUGCUUGUACAUCUACCGUCAACUCAUCCUGAUAUUUUUUCACUAUACAAUAGACUACAUUCAUCCGAAGUAUUUAUAGCAUCUGCUACAAUGUUAACAACAUCACAACCUGUAGCAGCUACUUCUAAAGAAUUUUCUGUUAAACUACCUAAAGCUCAAUAUGGAAUUAUGGAAUUUGCAAGUGGUUUCUCAAUCGAUAUAAAAGAUUGGAAAGCCAUUGAUAUGAAACGUGAAAUCAAUCCAUGCACUUACCGUCCAGCAGUCGAUAUUAAUCAUGUCUCAUCAGCAUCGACAUUAUUCACAACAUCACUUGGUAUUGUUUUAUCUAAAACCGGUGCAGGAAGUGAAUAUGGUCGUGAACAAAAAGAAGCAUUAAAACGCAAACGUUAUUCAACUAAAGGAACAAAUAUUGAAGAUUUUCCUUGGUUAUUAACAACUCAUUCAUCAACAGAAAAAAAUUUAAAACAUUAUCAAGGAUUAAAAAAAGGUGGUGCACCAGCAAAUUCAUCUUAUUAUAUAUUUAUACAAAAUAAAGAUGGUUUUGAAGCAUAUUCUCUUGAAGAUUGUAAAUGGUUUUUACAACAUCAAAUUAAAAAAGAACAUGAUAAUGAUGAAAAAGAAAAUAAAUCAAAAACUAAAAAAAAACAUUCUUUUAAAUUACUUGAUUGUGAAGAUUGGAUUAAUGAUCAUGAAGAAAAUGAAGAUGAAAAUGAAACCAGUCAUACAAAAGUUAAAAACAGAAAGACUACUAAGAGUCAAACAAAUGAAAAUCCAGAAUAUUUCGAUGAUGGGGAUCAUGAAUGUGAUGAAAUUGAUUAUACAAGUGAUGAAACAUCGAAUGAUGAAGAUGAUAUUAAAGGUCUUGAUGAAGAAAUGAAAAUAAUGCCAAAUAUAGGGGAAAAAAUGAAGCAAAUGAUUGAAAAUGAAAGUGAAUUUGACUUUGAUCAUGAUGAUGAAGAUAUUUCUGAUUUAGAUGAAAAUGAUGAGAAAAAUGAUACAAUAACAGCUGAUAAUUUGUCCAAUGUCGACAUGGAAUCAAGUUCAGAUGAUGAUAAUAAUCUUGACCAGUUAGAUGAUCUUAAGAAAGAGCCAAUUGAAUCGAUUUCUAGUUCUAUUUAUAUUCAAUCGAUUCUAUCUGAACAAAUUAAAACUGGUAAAUAUUGUUUAUAG
Molecule: messenger RNA, 2877 nt
Organism: Rotaria sp. Silwood1
Lineage: Eukaryota; Metazoa; Rotifera; Eurotatoria; Philodinida; Philodinidae
Source: the annotation of a GenBank genome assembly